AUGAUUGAUUUCUUGAAACAAAGUUAUCAAGAAGAAGAAGAAUUACCAAGCAAGGCACAUGAAUUUGUGUCUAUUGCUAUGAAUGAAGAUUUAGAAAGUGCAACAAAUACCGCCGAAACAAUAACUGAUUUACAGACACCUACCACUACCGCUACUACUGUUCCUACCAACACUGAUACUACUUCUGCUGCUGAUGCUAGUACUUCUACCGCUGCUGGUUCUACUGCUGCUGCAGCUACUACUACCGCUGCUACUUCUAAUAACAAUAUCAUGUUUUACAGGGAUGAUGAGGAUGAUGAGGAUGAUGAGGAUGAUGAAGAAGACCUAGAAGAAAUUGACUUUCAUAGUAUACAAACCAUCGAAACAUCAUUCCGAACUAAAAUUCAUAUUAACUGGUACAAUACUAAAAUGAAUUGCACAAGGAUGAAAAUCAACUUUGCUAAAAAAAUCAUGAAAUUUGGGAAGUCCAUUGCAAGAAAAAAAGUGCUAGGUUGUGUGGUGGAGACUGUUGAAUUGUCCAGUCAAGAAGAAAGUUGUGGGGAUAUAUUGGGGGUUGAAGUUGGGCUUGAUGAUAUAACUAGUGGACCUACCGAUUCUCUCCAACAUGCUAUUAAGGAUGAGCAAAGAUUAUAUGGAAAUGACAUUGGAAUUGAUCCAAUUAGUGUAUUCCCUUCUAGCUAUCCACAUAUUUACACUAAAAAUUCCCAAAGUAAACCCGCUACAAGUCCAGUUCCAUAUACAUCCCAUCACUCCAUCACUACCAAUACUUUGAAGGCAGACGAAAUUUGUGACGACUUAGAAUCCCUCAAUCUUUGGGAAAAGUUCGAAAGGGCCUGGGAUUUAUAUUUUGCAGAUUUAGAGGAUAUGGAAGUUGAUUAUGGUUCUUCAUCAUUGUCUGCUUAUCCAAGUCCUGAGGCUUAUCGAUCUUCAUAG
This is a messenger RNA of Hemisphaericaspora subhashii, 933 nucleotides long. RefSeq lists its product as uncharacterized. The transcript has a single exon. Bases 1 to 933 code for a protein of 310 amino acids. Lineage: Eukaryota; Fungi; Ascomycota; Pichiomycetes; Serinales; Debaryomycetaceae. The record is from RefSeq and is a predicted model, not a curated record.